ACUGGCACCGUACAUUGAGUCAUUGAGUACAGAAAAAUGCAGCUUGCCAAAGAUCACCAUGACCAUUCCCAGCCCCGCCGUACCUCCUCCUCGUUCCAUUCUUAUAGCAGUGUCUCUCCUACGCAGCCUGCAUUAGGUAGUCUGAGACACCUGCAGAAAGGAACUCUCUACAACUGUGCGACAGGGAAAACUGUUUUGACCUCUUCAAAACAAAUACUUAGCACUUCUUUGACAGGCUCUUGGAAAGAUAAUCAGAUCCUAAUUAUUAAAUCAGAAACCCCGUACGUUGCUCAGUUGGAAAUUGGUCUGCAUGAAAGCAAAGUAACAAGGAUCAGUGGUGAAGUAUUUGUAGACACUACACCUUUAUACUCCAGUACAGUCCAGAUCAGUAGCGGGCAAGUGCUGACACUAGGUGAUUUAAAAAAUCAGUUUGAAUUUCAUCUGAGUACAAAGACUAGAAAGCUACCAAGAAGCCCGAUUUUUGGUCUCAAACUCAACACGAUGGACUCUCCACGAAAGAAACCUCUCCUUCCUCCAGUUGAUCGUCCUCUUUCCUCUUCGCUCUCUGAGUCAUGUCUCUCUACUGCUAGCCACCAAAUGAAUGGCUCGUUACAGCAAACGCUUAGAAGAGUCUCACGUGAAGUGAUGCUACGUAAAAAGGGCGAGAAGGAUCCAAAACAACCUCUUCCCCCGGCAUAUGAACAAGUAGGGAAUAGCAUUGGCUACCAGUUAUUGCUACAGUCUCAUCCAAAUGUGUCAGAGAAGCUCAUUAACAGCAUGUACCCACUGCUGAAGGAGCUUCAUUCCAGUAGUGAGUGGCUAUUCUCUGAUUAUCUUGACGCAUACAACGAGAGUCUUAAGACUAAAGCCACUCCACAAUGUCUCCAUCCGUCUGAUUUACCUACUGUCAAGUUCCUUGUUGAUCUCUCUGUACAUGUAUCCUCCCUACCACCUGAUUCCCAGCAGAAGUUCCUAAAACCAGAUCCAGCUCUUUGGAUGCAGCUACUGGUCAUUUUUAGUGCUGCAGAACAGAACAGACAAGCUAUGGUUGAUCAUCGCUGCCCGUCAAAAAUUGUUGGUUGCAUGAACCUCACAUCAAUGGCUGACAACAAAGAGCUCCAAUCCUAUAGUUGGGAGAUAUUGUCAAACAUACUAUCUGUUCCUACUCCUCCAGACAAGAAACCGCCACUUCACUUACAAGCAUUGACUUUACUGAUGAGUCACAUUAAGAGACAGUUUGAUCAAUAUUCGCACCGUAACGAUCUGAUCAAGACCAUCUUAUCGUUUGUAUCCAAUUUGUGUGCUACUGUUAGAACUUGUGCUACUACUAGUACUUGUGAUCCUGACCACCCUUUGCCUUAUUCACAAAGCUAUGCUAGAGAUGUGUUCAAGCUCAUAGAAGAGAGUGAGUUAAAACAAACUAUACUGGAUCUCCCAGAAUUCCUUCAAACAGACGAACUCGGUGCUCUCAUUACAAACAUACUAAUAUCAAUGGCACCACUACCUGCACCUCCUCGUAAAGUGCCUCCACCUAAACCGAAGCGAAGUCGCUGUCAUACUCAAAUUAUUUUUGAUCCUCCGAAUGAUUUGGCACUAUUGGGUAAGUUGGGAGCUAAGCCUUCAGGAAAGACAACUCAUCGUAAACUUCCAGAGAUACCACUAGCAGUCACUUAUAGCAAAUCAACUGAAAACCUUUACGAGAGGGUUGAUGGACAAGGAAGUACCAAGCGUCAAUCUGGUAAAACCUCUCAUUCACCGACAUCUUCCAAUUCAGUUUAUGUCAAGUCCAGUCGGAGUCAAAGUAUACCUGGGAUAUUAGUGACACAGGACUCAUUCCUCCAUCAAAGCAGCAGUGGCUCACCAUCACUAGAGAAGCCUAAUAAAGCUAUUGACAGUGAGAAGCCAAUGGUUAGUAAUGGCUUGCCAAAAGAUAAACCAAAAUUGGACUGGGAUGUGGAGAGAUCCUUACCAGCUCAAUUAUCACCUUCUUCUAAUGGCAGUCAUUCUAGCAACAGGACGAGUCUUGAGCAAUCCUUACCAGCACGCUAUUUGAAGCUAUAUUCACCUUUAAGGGAAUCAAUGUAUAAGCGCUCAUCAGCAAUGGAGCUGAUAAUGCCUAGCCAUUUAAUGUCUAGGUCACCUACUGAGGAAAUACUUACGGCAUCAGUGUCUGCAAGGCAAGCUUUUGAUCCUGAGAAACCAAUUACUGAUUCAAUGGUAAAUGGUACACCCAAUGAAAAUCCAACAUUGAGCUCAGCACGUUCUGUGCCCUCUCAUUUGGACACCAUCUCUUUGGAAGGCAAUGAAGAGGAUGAAGAGCAAUCUCUCCCAGUCCACUAUACUCUGCCACAUAAAAAAUCUAAUUUAUCCGAUUCAAAUCUUUUAGCAUCAAAGCCAUCACCUCCUAGAGUGGAAAGUCGUGCCUCUCCCAGUGUCACUGAUCAUUACUCAUUGAUUUCUGAUUCUGAUUCUGAGAAUUCAUCGAUCAGUAGUAUACAUGAUGAAAGAUCGCGUCGUCUUUCCAGCCCAAGGCCUUUAUCACAUCAUAGCAGAUUAUCCCCAACCAAUGAAAGGAGCUCUUACCUUAAGGCGGUCACCUCAUCGCAGCAAAUUUCACCCAAAUUGAAAUCCAAAGAGGUUGAGAAUGAGACUGAAACAUUAUCUCAGUCUGAUAGAAAGAAACUAUUAGAUGACAUUAUUGCCUUGUGGAAGAGAGGGAAGGCAAUGCAAGCUGCUUCCAAAUGCACGCUUGCCUGCUUCUUUACUGGUUCAAGUAAUAAUGUCCAGUUGUUCAUGGAUUGUUUGUCAAAAUUUUGUGAUGACUUUAAGCAUUGUACGAUUGGUGUGUGUAUCAUACUCUUACCAUUUGUAAGACAAGUAGUAGUAACUGAGACUGAUAUCAAGCAUAUAAAGAUAAUUUUCAACACUCUGUCUCUUAUUACUGAGAAUUUUUCAUCAAAUAUAACCAAUAUAAAGAAAAAGGCGUCUCAUACAAGUGAUGUAGAGCAAAAGCAGGCUUGCUAUCACGAGCUCCAUCUUGUAUUCUUCUCAUUAUCAAAAAUAGCGAUAACUGAUGUUGUUCUAUCAACUCUUGUGGACAAAAUCAAAAAUUUAUUAAAACCAUUUGCCAAUCCUCUCUCUUCAUUGUGAUCAUGUUAAUCUAUUCAUGCAAUACAUAAUAAUUUUUAUUCAUGAUAUCUGUCUGUAUAGACUUUUAUAUUGCAACA
Molecule: messenger RNA, 3227 nt
Organism: Amphimedon queenslandica
Lineage: Eukaryota; Metazoa; Porifera; Demospongiae; Haplosclerida; Niphatidae
Exons: 17
Coding region: 37-3150 (1037 amino acids)
Molecular function (GO): microtubule binding
Source: RefSeq, a predicted model, not a curated record